This is a messenger RNA of Penaeus chinensis, 2097 nucleotides long. RefSeq names its product facilitated trehalose transporter Tret1-2 homolog. The record is from RefSeq and is a predicted model, not a curated record. The transcript is spliced from 6 exons. NCBI's taxonomy places the organism in Eukaryota, Metazoa, Arthropoda, Malacostraca, Decapoda, Penaeidae. The coding region runs from base 414 to 1862 and encodes 482 amino acids. Gene Ontology annotation, biological process: transmembrane transport. Gene Ontology annotation, molecular function: transmembrane transporter activity. Gene Ontology annotation, cellular component: membrane.
AUUAAGGCAAGUGGACUCGGUAAUUGGAGCGCACGCUUCACUCUUUAUUUUCUCUCUCUCUGUCUGUUCUUAUUUCUCUCUCUCUCUCUCUCACACACACAUACCUCCCUGGCAAGAAUUAUCGGCUGGUUCUUGGCUGGUCGAAGAUUGCUCAGACCAUCUUAUACAUACACAGACGUACACACACAGAGUCUAACCACACAUGCACGUACACAGAGAACUCGUAUUCAUUUUUUUUUUUUUUCAGAAGUCCCGCCAUUAUCCUUUCAUUAUUUCCUUAAUGAGCAUCCAUGUUCCUUUCAGAAUCCUACUGCCGAGCAUGUACUUGUGAACGGCAGUUGUAGAAUAUACUUUGAGAUGAUUUUUAUGCAUUAUUUGUGUUUUAUUACAGAUUUUUUUCAAUAAGUAACACCAUGGAAUUCCCCAAAGAAACACCUUCGUUGCGUAGGGUACGGAUUUUCAAACAGACCUUGAUGUUCUUAGCCUCCAGCUGGGGCUACCUGUCGGGUGGCAUGUCGCUCACCUGGCCCAAUGUCUUGGCCUCAGACAUCCUCGUGGACAACAGCACAAUGUUUGGCACUCAGCUCAGCCUGUCCGAUUCGCAGAUGGACAUGGUGGGCAGCAUGAUGUUCGUGGGUUCGCUCCCGGGCUACGUGGCGGCCGGCUGGCUCGUGCGGGCCAUCGGGCGGCGGCGCUCGAUGAUGCUGUCCGCUGUCCCCGGCGUGGCGGGCUCCCUCUCCAUCGCCCUCGCCCUCAACACGGAGAUGAUCCUCGUCGGCAGAUUUCUUGAAGGUACGUCCUACGGCAUGAUGGGCGUCGCCGUGCGGCCGUACAUCGUCGAAAUCGCCGACACGGGCAUCCGCGGGUCGGCUGUCGUCGUCGCCAACUUCCUGCUCCAGAUCGGCAGCAUCAGCGUGGUCAGCCUCGGGAUCCCGCUCAAGUGGUACCAAGCGUCCUUUUUCAGCUGCGCCGUCUACGUCAUUUACGGACUGCUGUUGGUCCCUUUCCUGCCCGAGAGUCCGACCUUCCUCGCCGUCACCAACAAGGACGAGAAGGCCAAGAGCGUCCUUCGCCGCCUCCGAGGCACCGACGUCGACGUGGAGGGAGUCCUGCGCGAUCUCAAGAAGCAAAACGAAUCCGUCGGCAACACGGCCAGCUGGAGGGUCCUCGUGAGGCCGGCGAUCCUCAGGCAGGAGCUGAUCCUGUUCGGGCUCUUCCUGGUUUCGAAUUUCAGCGGCGUUGAGGUCAUCAAGGCCAACACCUCCAGGAUCUUGCAGUCAGCUGGCGUGUCUCUGGACAUGGAAGUGAGCACCAUCAUGGUCGCGGGCGUCCUGUUCUGCGGGAAUUUCUCCAUGAUGCUCCUUCUGGAUCGCGCAGGACGUCGGCGAUGCCUGAUGCUGUCCUUGUCCCUCGUUGUGGUUGGUUACGGCAUUUUAGGAACUUUUGAUUUCCUCAACAUGCGGGCGACUGACAUUCUCGCGGCGCCAGAGGUACCUGUGGUAGCUAGAGCGAACGCCUCCAUGACCUACUACGCCGGGGUCGUGUCGACGCAGCGCACCACCUGGGACUGGGUUCCCUUGGCCUCCCUCAUGCUCGCUGCUUUCGGCCAGGCCCUAGGCUUAGGCCCGAUUCCUUGGAUCCUUUCUUCUGAGUAUUUUCCUACAUCUAUCCGAUCUCAGGCAGCGGGCCUCUGCACGUUGAUCGGAAGCCUGCAGUCCUUCGCGGCUCUGCAACUCUUCAGUCCAAUGCAAACAGUCCUAACUCCUGCAGGACUCUAUUGGUGCUACGCCUGCACUGCGGCCGUAGGAUUGCCUUACGUCUUCCUGUUCAUUCAAGAGACGAAGGGGAAGUCUGUAGGGUAAAGAAAUCUCCUGUUACUCCGUCGUCGAGAGAUAUUUUGUAAUUGUUGUAUUACUUCUUCACUUGAUGGUGACAGGUGGCUUGAUAAUCAUUCAUGUCUGAAAUCUGAUGAAGAGUAUGGAUUUUUAUAUUUAUAAGACAUUGACCAUUUAAAACAAUGAAUAUGAUUCAUUAUACGUUUUAUAUAUAUAUUUUUUUCAUAUUGUGAGAUCAUAUGAAAAUAAAUGAAACACUUCA